AUGUCCGCGGCACACGACGCUUAUGAGUCGCUGCAGUGCCUCUUGAAUGGCAAGUACCGCUACGUUGGCCCGAUCCAGAAGGGAUCGUUUGGCAAAGUCACCUUGGCGGAGAACACUGACACCGGCACUAAGGUGGCCUUGAAAGCCAUGCUUAAGUCCUCAAAGGAGGUGGCCAGAAUGGCUAGACACGAGAUCUCCAUCUUGCAAGCCUUGGGUUCGGGCAACCCUCACAUUUGCCAGCUCGUGGACCACUUUGAGACGUCGGAGUACAUCGUGUUGGCCCUCGAGUACUGUGAAAACGGCGAUUUGUACGAUGUCAUCCACUCUGAGUCGGCCUCCCACCCCCGUGCGGUCGACGUAUGGAAGUUGGCUAAGGAAAUAUACCUGGGCGUGUCGUAUGCCCACGGCAAGGGCAUCUACCACCGUGACUUGAAACCAGAGAACAUCUUGUUCACCAUAGAUGGCACGGUCAAGAUCUGCGAUUGGGGCUUGGCCACUACCUCGAGACUCUCGUCCGACUUUAAUGUGGGGACAGAGAAAUACAUGGCCCCAGAGUGUUUUUCCAAUAGCGCUCUCGCUGGGUCCUCGUACAAGAUAGACUGCAAGUACACCGACUACUGGUCGUUCGGAAUCACCCUCUUGACUGCUGUGUUUGGAACCAGUCCAUUCAAGCCAGUGCGAGCCAACGACGAUGUGUGGGGCUCAGCAGACACCUUCCGUCGCAAGAACAAGUCGGUGAAAAAGUCCUUGGAGAGCGACUACAAUUUCAAGAAUUUUGUACUUUACAACAAGCCUGAAGUGUUGUACGACAUCUAUCCUUCGAUGAACGAGAACUGCUUCCGCAUAUUCAUGAAGUUGUUGAAGGUGGGAGGCGUGGAUGAAGAUAUCGAAAGCUAUGUGCGCAAGAUUGAGCGCAGAGACUUAGAUGCGUUCAUUCAGGAUCUCGAAGAGAACUGGAAGUAUGGCUUGACAGUGUGGGAAGAAGAUGAGCUUUACGAAUACGAAGAGGAUGGAGUGGAGGACCUCUUCGACAUGGAUGGCUUCACGGAUUUGACCAAGAGAACUGAGUACAAUGAGGAAGAGGAAGGUGAAGAGGAGGAAGAAGAACAAGAAAAUACCCAAGACAACGACAAAUAUGCUGCUGGUGGCUUUGCGGUGCCUGAGACGACAACGGCGCUGGUGCAAGUUCCAGUGGUGAAGCAGCAUAGCCUUCCCGUGCCGUCGCUUGUGGAGUCGACGUACCAGCCUAAACUGUGGUACGACUUGCAGGAUGAGCUUGACGACACUGAGUUUAACAAGUUGUUUUCGACCUUGAGCGUCAAGAGUGUGACGCCUAUUCCCAUAGAGGAGACGAACAAGUCGAUGGACGAGGAUGGCCGGAAUAUCCGCAUUGUGGAGAAGGAGGUGAUGGCAUAA
This is a messenger RNA of Candidozyma auris, 1416 nucleotides long. RefSeq lists its product as uncharacterized. The transcript has a single exon. The record is from RefSeq and is a predicted model, not a curated record. Lineage: Eukaryota; Fungi; Ascomycota; Pichiomycetes; Serinales; Metschnikowiaceae. Gene Ontology annotation, biological process: protein phosphorylation; intracellular signal transduction. Gene Ontology annotation, molecular function: protein serine/threonine kinase activity; ATP binding. The coding region runs from base 1 to 1416 and encodes 471 amino acids.